This is a messenger RNA of Caenorhabditis briggsae, 624 nucleotides long. It is a transcript of the gene Cbr-chw-1, whose product is annotated as Protein CBR-CHW-1. The record is from RefSeq and is a predicted model, not a curated record. Gene Ontology annotation, molecular function: GTPase activity; GTP binding. Bases 1 to 624 code for a protein of 207 amino acids. The transcript is spliced from 4 exons. Lineage: Eukaryota; Metazoa; Nematoda; Chromadorea; Rhabditida; Rhabditidae. Gene Ontology annotation, biological process: small GTPase-mediated signal transduction.
AUGGCAAAAGAAGAGGAUGAAAAGUGUCUCAAAUGCAUAUUCGUUGGAAAUGCAGCCGUGGGAAAAACUUCAAUGAUUGUGAGCUACACAACGAAUGCUUAUCCCCACAACUAUGUGCCAACUGCUUUUGAUAACUUCUCCGUUGUGGUCCUAGUCGACAAAAAACCAAUUCGUCUACAGCUUCAUGAUACAGCUGGACAGUCUUCAUUCGAUACUCUUCGCCCUCUAUGCUACACAGAUGCCGACGUCUUCGUCAUUGUUUAUUCAGUCGUCGAUUUACAAUCGUUUGAAGACGUGUCACAUCAUUGGUAUCCGGAAGUCACAAAGAAAAAUCCUGGAACCAAACUGAUUCUGGUGGGAACACAAGCUGAUCAGAGGUGGCAAAUCCGCGGAAAUACUGUAACUCAACUACGUGGAAAGGCGCUGGCCGAGAAAAUCGGAGCGGAAUUCUUCGAGUGUUCUGCAUUGACUCAACACAACUUAAAAGAGAUGUUCGACUCGGCGAUUCUGGCCGGACUCGAGGGGAAGAAAAGCAGAGAGAAGCGAUCGAAUUUCUACACAAAAUCGUCGAAACUAAAAGAAAGAGUUGCCAAAUUCAUCACUCGUACACGAAAUCUUAUCUGA